AUGCACGAACGAUCUGCGGUACAUUUACGAGCUAUAAACAAGUGGUUUCAAACUGAACAAAAUUUUCGCACUGGCAAUCUACUUGAUAAAGACUUUCCGAGGAAAUUCCGAUACUUUGUACACACCGCACGCAAGAUUGUAAAAUAUGGAAUUCUAGUUCGUAUACUGUGCGAAAGUACUACAGGCUACAUGUGUCAUUUCGAAAUAUAUUGUGCUCAAGGAAAGCGAUUGAUAGAAACAAUUGAAACGGUUGUAUCACCUUAUACAGACUUGUGGCACCAUAUCUACAUGGAUAACUAUUACAACAGCGUGGAAAAUACUGAAAAGCUAUUACAAAAUAAAAUUAGAAUUUGCGGCACUAUUCGAAAAAACAGAGGACUUCCGGAUUGCCUAAAAACCAUUUCAUUGAAAAGAGAAGAAAUGGCCUUCAGAAGAAAACGAGACAUUUUAGUACAAGUAUGGCAAUCAAAGAAAACAGUGUCUCUCAUAUCGACAAUACAUUCAUCUAAAAUGGAAGAAAGUCAUAAUAUUGAUAGAAACACGAGGGAAAAAAUAGUGAAACCUAACGCGCUGAUUGACUAUAAUAAGUAUAUGAAAGGCGUUGAUCGGGCUGACCAAUAUCUAUCAUAUUACUCCAUUCUAAGACAAACAACCAAAUGGACAAAAAAAGUUGCUAUGUACCUUAUAAAUUGCGCAUUAUUGAACUCAUUUGUUGUUUAUAAUUCCCUGUCCAUUGGCUUACUGAUGAAAUUCCACCAGAAGCUGAUCAAGACUCAGAAGAACCAAUACCAUCAACAUCCGGCAUUAGAAAAAAAAGCUGCAAAGGACGACCCUCCAGGGAGACUUUCUAUGGACAUGAGGAAACAUACAUUAGAACCCAUCGUGGGAACUGGAAAAAAGAAAAAUACUUUACAACAAUGUCGAGGUGUGCUCCGUUAA
This is a messenger RNA of Habropoda laboriosa, 939 nucleotides long. RefSeq names its product piggyBac transposable element-derived protein 4-like. The transcript is spliced from 3 exons. Bases 1 to 939 code for a protein of 312 amino acids. The record is from RefSeq and is a predicted model, not a curated record. NCBI's taxonomy places the organism in Eukaryota, Metazoa, Arthropoda, Insecta, Hymenoptera, Apidae.